CCCUUUUUCACCAUGAACCCUGAGUGAAGUGAUGGUUCUUCCUGGUGCUCUCGAAUUCCCCGAGAAAAAUAAACAAAACGAUACAAUUCAAUCAGACGAUAUUUAAAUUUAGAAUAAUAUUAAACUUCUAUCUUCGAGCUGAAUUUCUGUAUUACCGUUUUAAACCCAUAAGCAACACCCUUUAUCGAUUGGAACCUCAGAUGAAACAUGACUCGAUGGAAGAAAGAGGAGCAAGCAUUCGUCCUCUUCUCAAGCAGAUGCCAGAUUCCAAUGGAAUUCGGAGAUAAUGGAUGCAUUGCCAACCAUCUGAAGACAGCUUAGCGAAACCAGCACAGUAUCUGCAUCCAUUUGAAGGAAUAAAUAAUUAAGAGUCAUCGUUAAAGCAUGGAAGAAAAAGUGGUCAAUACCAAUGUUCCAGGCACCUGUGACGAAAUUGUUUCCAGCGUUCCAGUACCACCCUAUACCUUACUUUCAACCAUUGCCAUAGCAACUAUAACAACUAUUUUGAGUAUGGUAACGAUAAUCGGAAAUAUAUUGGUGAUAAUAUCUUAUAAUAUGGACAGAAGACUGAGAACCAUAAGCAAUCGAUUCCUUUUAAGUUUAGCUUCAGCCGAUUUAUUGAUCGGGACUAUUUCAAUGCCUCUUUUUACCACUUAUCUUUUGAUGGGAGGAUGGACUUUAGGCGCCAUAGUCUGUGAUCUAUGGCUUGCUUUAGACUAUCUGUGCAGUAACGCAUCCGUGUGUAACUUACUCGUCAUUAGCUUUGAUAGAUACUUUUCGGUUACCAAUCCUCUUAAAUAUCGAGCUCUAAGAACUGUUAAGUUAGCCUACUUUAUGAUCGGUGGUGCGUGGAUAUUAUCGUUCAUAACAUGGCCACCGUGGAUUGUUGGCUGGCCUUACAUCGAGGGCAAGAGAUCAGUCCCAGAUGACAAGUGCUACAUACAGUUCCUUGAAACUAACACCUACAUAACCGUGAUAACUUGUCUCAUCGCUUUUUAUGCCCCUGUCAUCACUAUGAUUACUUUGUAUUACAGAAUAUGGUUGGCCACAGAAGAGAGUAAAAGAGAACAUGCGAACCUUCACGCUGACAAACAAAUUGAUCAACCAGAUCCAACUCCUAAUCCAGUAGCUGCUGUAGAAGAAUCAACUAGCAAUUUAGAAACUUCAAACAAAAUGCUCUCAGAUGAAGAUUUUCCUGUGCCCGAGCAGGAUAAAAACUGUUCCCACCACUUAAAAGCCUUUCUUUCUUCUCUAUGUAGCAUAGAUCGCGAUGAAGCAAACGAUGAUGACAGCCCCGGUGGCACAACACCUAGCUCAGUCGAAACUCCUAUCCAGUCUUCCAGGACAACUUCCGUAACUCUUCGGCCAGAUCAAAUAGCUACGAUAGAGGCAUUACGAAAAAAAGCAGGAGAUAGCAUAUAUCCGAUGAAUAGAGAUGAAGGUAUGUAUACCAUAAUGAUUAGCAUGCCCGAAAACGAACAAGCAACGGUCAAGCAGAUUCCAGAUGACGUUCGAAUCACUCCUGUUCCGAUGAGAUCAUCGAGGAGCACUAGUGCCCUGGUCGAGCAUUCAGUGACAAAUCAAAAUAUUAAAAGGUGCAGUUCAAGCGAAGCCUUGAGUGCUUUUAGACUAGCGAAACAAGCAAGGUUGCAAAGACCUAACGUAAAAAAAAUUAUAAAUAAGACUCAAGACAGAAAAUUUGAUUCGAAAGCUGCGCGCACAUUGAGCGCAAUUCUGUUUGCGUUCAUAAUAACAUGGACGCCGUAUAACGUACUUGUGCUGAUAAAAAGCGUUGAGACCUUUGUUAGUUGUGAUGAUAUUAUUCCUCAAGGUUUGUGGGACUUUUCUUAUUAUCUUUGUUACAUGAACAGUAUGGUCAACCCUUUGUGCUAUGCACUGGCGAAUGCUAAUUUCAGAAAAACAUAUUGGAGGAUUCUAACCUGCACCUGGAGGCAGAAAUCAAAAUUGAGCAUUAUUCGCGGUCUUCAUUCGAAAGCCUCCUGACAUAAGGCUGACAGAAGGAUAAACAAACAUAUCCUUCAUUUUACUGCACGAAAUGCACCACCUCAGACAAACCCGGUAUCUUAUCCUACGGAAUUGGUAACAUACCGGGGAUCGAAAGCUGAUUAACAGAAUUAUUUUACUGUCACAACAGAAUUUUGGACUUGUCAAGGUGCUGCGAGCAAGAUCAAAAUCGUGGUCUUUCUGUCAGCUUUGAAUAUAUAUUCACGGACGCUAUAUCGCGAGAGAAACCAUUCAGAGCAGUUUCUUUUUCCAUCUACAUUAGUAAUUUAAAGUAAAGAAAUUAAGAAAUUUCAGCUAAACUAAGACUAAACCAUGAAGCUACAAAUGUUGAUUUUUUCAAUAAUAGAAUGCAAAUAAUUUUUAACAGGAUUUCUCCACGUAGAAGGCAACGAUAGAACAGUGGUUAAAGGCACUAAGCUGUUAUUGCGGCUGAUUGAAUCACCCCCAGCUCCAGAUUGACUGAUAGCUUGUCUUUGAAUUAAAGAUAACGUUGAGCGCAUUACUGAAUAAAAUAGCACAAUCAUACCGUUAUUCGCGAAAUUGUGGAACCUUAUAAACUCCACGAGCCAAUGGCCCCCAAAGAGCUGUUGCUGAUAUACUUUACUUUACUCCUACAUAGAAAGUGAGGAAGUAAUACUGCCGUAAUUUACUUGCAUUUUGAUGUUUUUAAAAAUCUAUUUCAGCAUUUAAAGCUGCUUUAUGGUUAAUUCUUGGUUUAUUCAAACUAAUUUUUUUAUUAUAUAUUUUAAGUUACUAAUGUUGAUGAAAGAGAAUUUGCCCUCAGUGGCCAUCGGUUGCCGUUUUAAUUGUCUUUGCUCAUUGACUGUAAUUUCUUUAACUAAACGCAUGCGGUUGCGUGGGUACUAACUACUUAGAUGUGUUUUUAAUACAAUGGAUGACAGUGUUUGUAGUAAGUUAAAAUAAAAUUUGUUUAUUUAAAGCGUUACAUUCAUAUGUUUAACGCCGCCCCUGCUGUUAUAUUAUCAUAAUCAGCAUAUUUAGUUGAAUAAUUCUCUCGUCCACUUACAGCAAUCAACUUUUAUUAGAAUUAAAACGAAAUGUUUUGAUUUUCUUCUAAAAAAUAUAAAAAAUUAAAUGCAAUUUUUUUAUAACUUAUCUUUGAAUUCUAUGUCACACAUUGUGUGGAGAAAAGUACCACUGCAAACUAGGAGAUACAGCUAUUCAGAGAAAUGGAAAGACCCUGUCUCCAAUGGUUAUCAAGUUAAUUAUUACAUAGCUGAUGUGCUUUGAUAGUUACGCAUUAGAAUCAUUAAAGGUCUAAGAAGAAUGGAUGUUUCUAUGUGGCUGUAAAAAAGACUUCUUACAUUUUCUACAUUUACAUGAUUCCGAUUAACUAUGUGAACACUCGUCUUUUGUGUAAAUAUUGGGAUGAUUCUGAAUUCAUAAGUGUAAUACAAUCAGAUUUCGCAUUCUCACGUUACAAACCGCACGCUCCCGUACGUAGGUUUUGCACAAAUCUAGAGAAUCAAGAUUGCUUUGUGGUAACUGUACUGCGCAUAUCGUACGUCAGCGAGCAUACUUAAUGUUAUGUGAGAGAGCGAAAUCUUUAUAUUUAGCACUUUCACGGAGCAUCCUGCACGCUCCUGUACGUAUGUUCUGCGCAAGUCUUAUAGUGAAUCAAUUGUAUUUUGUGGUUACUGUGCUGCGCAGAGGUUGCGCACAUAAGCAUGCGGUUGGCUACGUGAUGAUCAUGAACUUAUUGUUUUAAACCUUUUCUCAACCUUUCAGUGUAAAUUUCAAUGUACAUUUUUAUA
This is a messenger RNA of Parasteatoda tepidariorum (common house spider), 3800 nucleotides long. RefSeq names its product muscarinic acetylcholine receptor M4-like. Gene Ontology annotation, biological process: adenylate cyclase-inhibiting G protein-coupled acetylcholine receptor signaling pathway; chemical synaptic transmission; G protein-coupled receptor signaling pathway, coupled to cyclic nucleotide second messenger. Gene Ontology annotation, molecular function: G protein-coupled acetylcholine receptor activity; G protein-coupled serotonin receptor activity. The record is from RefSeq and is a predicted model, not a curated record. Gene Ontology annotation, cellular component: dendrite; synapse; plasma membrane. Lineage: Eukaryota; Metazoa; Arthropoda; Arachnida; Araneae; Theridiidae.